Peniophora sp. CBMAI 1063 is the source of this 1605-nucleotide messenger RNA. The record is from the annotation of a GenBank genome assembly. Lineage: Eukaryota; Fungi; Basidiomycota; Agaricomycetes; Russulales; Peniophoraceae.
AUGGCGUACCGCAUGUUCUCCUUCGAAAUCGACCCGAAGGAUAUACCGCCGUACGAUGUCAAGGGCCUACGCAACGUGCCUGCCGUGAUGAAGGACGUGAAACGCGCAUACAGACAGAGGAAACGAAGCGACCUUCACCUUACCGAGUUCCUGCGCGUCUCUCAAGCUGUCGUCCAAAGCAUCAACAGAGACUUCGCCGACUCGAAGAGGGUGGAUGAGAAGACGGUGCGAGCACUCUUCAACGACGGCACUUUCGAGUACGCUUUCGACGCCUUGCACGAGCCGGGUUUCUUCGAGGAAUCGCAAGCGUCCUCGUCAACGAUGAUGCUGGGUAUCUUGUUCAGUCCAGUUGCUCUUGUAGACGAGCUUGAGAUAGUCGACCUUGCGGAACGCAUCGUCAACAAGUUGACGCCGGAGUUCUGGGAGUGGAUCUGGGGUCUCCGCCACAUGACGCUUGCACAUCCCUUGCGGCACGUCUUCAAGACCCUAUCACAUCUCACUGGAGCCUACGUUCGCUUGUGCCAGUUACUCGGAAAGGAGCGUUUGACCGCAGCUGUUCAGACUCGUGUUGUACAGUGGACCUUCUUCGCCUGGCUCAAACUAUCCUCAGAUUCCAGCGAGGACUGCGCACUUACCGGCCGUGACGCUCUGCGUAACUGGGGUAUCUUCCUCGAAGUGAAGGACGCCCUCCCCGAGCACAACGACUUCGUCACCCCAGAAUCCAAGUUCUACAUUGACAUUCUCGAGACAUAUGGUGCCGAGGAGAUCUAUAACAGACUCGUGUUCGAUUAUAAGGAUCCAGGAGCGCUCGCUUACAGCUACAAGUCUUUGAAUCAGUACUAUCAGCCGUCUAUAUCCAAGCUUCUAUGGAACCUAGGCGACUUCCCCGAGACCAGCGAUCACGUAGUUUCUUCUGGGAUCCUCACACAGCUGGUACGACGCAUUGAAGAUUAUUCCCACCCGCAUCGGCAUCACCGAGACUACAACAACGUCAUCGUAGUCUGGAGCGAUUGCGUCAAAAACUUUGCAAGGAACAUGGACUCAAGCUACAUCUUUCUUCCCGAGGAUUUUGCCAGCUAUUUGGCGCACGGUAUCAAUGCCUAUGCCCUAGAGCUCUAUGAGACGCAGGAGCAACGAAAAACGCACAUGGAGCGUGUGAUGACCUUGUUCAAGUACCUCGAGUCGUUCAGCACGUUGGGCGACGAGGCCGGGUACAUUCACUACAUGGACGGUUUAUACGAUCUUAGCGACACGCUGGUCGCUGCGAUCCAUCGCAAUGUCCAAAGCUACUUCGCGAAGAAUAGAGCCAGUAUAUUGGAGGAAGAGGCCCCGUCGAUUGGCAGUCGCUGGCUCAGCUUGACGUACAAGUUCCAUUGCAUGACUGGAGUCGACAUAGGCUACGCGAGGUCGGUGUACAACGACAAGCGUGAGUGGCUCUGCGAUUGGCAGCGCUGUCGGCACAACUGGGACCCUGUUACCGAUAAGAGACUCAAGCUUUGUCGAGGAUGUGGUAUAGCGCGCUAUUGCGGCUCGGAUUGCCAACGCCUGGACUGGAAGGCAGGUCGCCACAAGACCAUGUGCGGCAAAAGGAUCAAGGACCAUUAG